Penicillium salamii is the source of this 7932-nucleotide messenger RNA. The record is from the annotation of a GenBank genome assembly. NCBI's taxonomy places the organism in Eukaryota, Fungi, Ascomycota, Eurotiomycetes, Eurotiales, Aspergillaceae.
AUGCAAGAUUCCGAGAUUCCGAGUCAAGGGGAGCCAUGGGGUUGCUCCCUUCAGCUCUCGACUCGCGCGGGUGAUAUUGAUACCCCGUCUACUAAAUUUCACUCGCAGGCUGACGGGAGCGCCUCGUCGGGGCUCCAGUGUCUGCAAAGUUUUGAUGUUGGCUUUCUAAACCGUGCAGGGAACGAUUGUCUUGCAACGUUGAUUGACGGAUACGCUCGUUGGAUAAUAACCGUCAGCGAUCAGAAGCAUGUUGCGUUUUGCGCCACGAUACAAAGGUCCGAUGCAAUCGUCGAGUCUGUAAUUGUGGUGGCGCAAUUUGUGACUGGAUCCAACGAGCUUGUCUGGGAAGCACAUAAGUCGGCCGGUGUAGGAACGGAUAAGCUUGAAUUUGGAUUGUGCCUCGUCAAGGUCGCAGAAAUUGAGCAUAUUCUACCAGAAUCGGUACGAGUCGCGUUAUCGGUCGAUAUACAAGAGUCAGUCGCGACUCUCACCCACCGAAGAGUUUCGACAGAGGGCGCAGAGAUAUUGAGUAAAAGUCACCUGGAAUCUUUCCUGCGCAGCAGUGAUGCUCGAUCAUAUUGGCAAACGGAGUUGCGGGAAUUUGUCGGUUGCACAGAGAGACAAUUCCCAGCCAUUUCUUGCGACCGUUUGGUGGUGGCUGCAGGAAGUGAUGAAACUCUGAGUCAAAGCCUUACCUUUGAACUUUCAUUGGCACAGCUGGAAGCCCUAACACAACAAAAUUAUUUGACUUCUCCCCUUUCCGCGAUUCGCGCAGCCUUUGCGUGCAUUUUAGCUGAGUAUAUUGAAUCAGACAGAGUGAUUCUGGGAGAGCGGGCAUUGGAGACCUCGGUGCAUGAUGGCUUCGAAACUCUGGUACCAAUCGUGCUGUUGCCCGAUGAUACUGCCCAAUCAUUGUUGUCUCGGGUUGACGAGUUUGCUGCGAAAUCGGCUCAGAUGUCAAAGGUAUCUACGGAAGUUGCCCGUGAAAUUCUCGAAGCUCCUUCGGACAGUCCUAUCUACAACGCGCUCCUCAUCCAUCAUGUGGAAGAGACAUCAUUCGAGAGCUCAACACCCUCACCAACUGAGACCUCAGCUGCCACCUCUGAUGCUGCCAUCAAACUGCACCUCCAACUCCUGAAUCAAGCUGAUCUUGAGAUCACACUUUCAGUCAAAGCGACUUUGAUCGACUCGGCUCAUCUCAGCCUAGCACUACGCCAGAUUAGUGCUCUUACCACAAUCCUCCUUACUCAACCAACCGAGUCCAUCCAAAACCUAUCAGAAUACUUCCCCAAUGACCUGUUGGCGGUACACACCCCCAACGUCAGUGAGCAGCUUAGAAACGCACCACUCCUUUCUCCCGCACACUGGGUUGAUCACUGGGCAGCGAGCAACCCCGACUGGAAUGCCGUGGAGAUUGUAAGCGAUAUCAGCGAAGAUGGGAUCCAAUCUCAGACCUGGACCUACGAGGAGCUCUCUCAAACAUCGAACCAAAUCUGCGAUUGGAUUAAAGCUCACGGGUGGCAGAAUCGGUCGAUCGCAGUGUGUCUCGGCCGCUCUUUCAUGGCAUACGCGCUUGUUCUUGCGAUUUGGAAAAGUGGCAAUUGCUACGUCCCUGUCGCUGAAGAUCUUCCCGAGGCUCGACAAAUAUUCCUACUUGCAGACAGUGGCGCAAUUGCGUUUUUCGCUGAUAAAAAUGUCGCUGAAACGAUCGUUUCCCCCGACGAUUGUGCAGUGAUUGAUAUCGACGACCCCUCGCUCCUCAAAGCUCCCACGGCAAUUGAAAGUUCAAGUCCAUUCAUUCCAAACCCAACCGAUGAUUGUUAUCUGCUAUAUACCUCUGGGUCCACCGGAACGCCAAAGGGCGUCCUCGUCAGUCGCGGUAACCUCUCCGCUUUCACCGAGGCGCAGUCAGAAUAUGUUUGCCGAGAUGUGCCUGACACUACUAUUUUGAAGGGCACAGGAAGUUAUCUGGCACAUGCUAGUCGGGCCUUCGAUGUACACAUUUGUGAGAUGGUUUUGGGUUGGCGACAUGGCCUUCGUCUUGUCACAGGUCCCCGAACAAUGCUUCUAGACAAUCUUUUCGUGGUCUUGAGUAAACUGAGAAUCACUCAUGCUGGAUUUGUGCCUUCCCUUCUCGAGCACGCUGGUGUGUCUGCGGAGCUAUUGCCUGACCUGCGUUAUCUUGGAGUUGGAGGAGAGAAAAUCUCUGAGACAAUCAUUGAGCGCUUUGUCGGCAAGCCUUCUAUCGCACUGGUUAACGCAUACGGUCCGACCGAGGUGACUAUCGGCAUGACAAGUCACACUGUCAAGCCCUGGUCCACUGUGCGCAAUAUUGGUACCGCCGUUGGCAACAUCACAAUUCAUGUUUUAGAGGACGAUACUAUGAAGUAUGUGAAAAGAGGCCAGGCAGGUGAACUUUGUGUGACUGGUGACUUGGUCGCCAACGGGUAUCAUCGCAGGCCAGAUGCAGGAGGGUUCGUUGACUUCCACGGACAACGAAUGUAUCGGACUGGAGAUAUUGUGCGCUUGAUGGCAAAUAACUGCGUCGAGUACCUAGGUCGGCGGGACAGCCAGGCCAAGAUUCGUGGUCAGCGACUCGAGCUUGAAGAAGUUUCAGUCGCGGUCCGCCGCUGCGCAACCUUCCCCGUCAAUGUCACUUCGAUAGUGACCCCUUCCCCGAUCACAAAACGACCCCAGCUUGUCUCUUUCGUCACUCCCUCGACCAAAAAGCCGGAUGGUACCCCAAAAAAGCCCACCUUCCUAAAAGAUGAAUACCAGGAGUGGGCACCGGCGAUCCUUGCCCGCUGCAGUGCUGAACUUCCAGCAUACAUGGUUCCAAGUGUACUGCUCACAAUUAACUCAAUUCCCAUUCAGAUCUCUGGCAAAGCAGAUACUCGCCGGCUGGUCGCGUUGUAUGAAAGCAUCCCCGUGUCAGAUCUCCUACUCAAGCCUAGCGCAAUGGCUGCCGAGGUCUCAGAACCAGAUUCCGAGUCAUCUCAAACACCCUUGACAAAAGACGAGGAGCUCAUUCGUGAGAUCAUCUGUACUCAAUUGCGGGUGGAGGAUCACGAAUCGAUCAAAAAGUCGACGAACAUCUUCCAAUUGGGAAUGGACAGUCUUGCUUCUCUCGCCGUCGCGGCAAACAUGCGCAAGGCGGGCUAUGUGUGUGCAGCAGCCGACGUUCUUUCCAACGCUACAGUCACCCAGCUUGCAUGCUUACCAAGAACAAACGGAACCUCGGCGCAAGGCUCAUCAACUGAAAUGCUGUCAAGUCAGGCAGAUGAAGCUUCCCAGAAGUUGGUGCAGAUUGACCAAAGCUUCCGCACUUCACAGAACAAUUACGCCUGUUCGAACAUAUCUGCAGUCUGGCCAUGUCUGCCUCUCCAAGAGAGUCUGGUCUCCAGCUCAGUAGGAAACUCAACGCCCUUGUAUGUCAAUCACAUCAUGUGUCGUCUUGGGGCUGGAAUCAAUAUUUCGGCGCUUCGAGAGGCCUUUGAGGAUCUGAUGCACGAAAAUGAGAUCCUACGUACUUGUUUCCACGUCACGGAGGACAAGGUUUUGCAAGUGGUUCUGAAGCCUCGGGCCACCAAGCUUCCCUGGAUUCAGCUCCCUGUGUCUGAGGAAGCCAACGCCUGCAACCUUUUCAAAAGCCUGCAGGCAGGAAUCGCAUCCCGGAUUGUCGGCGGAAUUGAGAGCUCACCCCCGUUCCACCUUCUCGCUGGCGAAAGCACAAAUGGAGAGCCAGGCUGGUUGAUGCUGUCCAUUCAUCAUUCCAUCUUUGACGGUGCUAGUAUGGACAUAUUCCUCGGUCGCCUACACCGACACUACACUGGAAACGGAGCUCUGCGUCCGACUGAUCUCACACCACUUUAUCGUCACUUCUUGAGCGACAACGAGGCAAAGAACAGUCAUUUCUGGACCGGCUACCUUACUGGUUGCACGCCAAGUAUCAUCGCCCACGACUCUGGUGAUGACGUCUACCAGAUUCUGGUGAAGAGAUUGCCAUUCUCGUUGUCUGCGCUUUCCAGAUUUGCGUCCAAAAACCGGACAACUGCGUCCAUGAUUUUGGAGACUGCCUGGGCUAUCACGUUAGCGAAGAACUUGGGCCAGAACGACGUUGUUUAUGGUAGGGUCAUGAACGGCAGAGGUAUUCCAGUCGAGAAUAUUGAAUCAAUGCUCAUCCCACUUGUCACUACUAUCCCAGCUCGUCUCCAGCUCUCUUCUGGUAGCUCGAAGUUACUUGACCAAGUCAAGGCACACACUGCGGCUAUCAUCGCAUCAAUUCCAUACCAACACACUCCACUCCGUGCUAUUCAGCGAUACGCUGGUGUGUCUGGGCCACUUUUCAAUGCCAUGUUCUCAUACCUCACGAUCGGCCCGCAGUCACCUGCGGACGAGAUAUUGUUCGAAAUGGAAAGCUCGAUGCAAGUGGAUUAUCCGUUGGCUUUGGAAGUCAGAGCCGAGUCAGAUCCCGAUGCGGUCACACUCCGAUUGCGAGUUGCUGAUGAUCCUUCAUUGAAUGAGAAAUUCAGUGGAUUUGUCGACAAUGUUUCUGCCCUCGUCGAAGAUUUGAUAUCGGAUGGAGAUGUCGUUGUUGAUGCCCCAACAGUUUCUCAACGGGUAGAGACGCGGCAGCCUACAUGGGACGAAACGCAGUGGGCCGAAGAUGAGACAACGCUGCGUCAAGCUGUGUCGGAGAUCACAGGUAUUCCUGAAUUUGACAUCUCAAAAAAGGUCUCAUUCUUUGCUCUGGGAAUCGAUUCCGUGGUGUCACUUCAUCUAAGUCGACGCUUGCAGGGGAAGGGUCUCAGCGUUUCCUCGAGUGAUAUUUUGAGAUACUCAUCUAUUGGUGCUCUCAAGAACCGUUUGAACAAGCUCAGCGCCAAGUCAAAACCAAUUGCUGUCGUGGGGAGAAGCGUCGCCUCGUCGCCUAGUGUUGACCUUUUCAGCAAAGAUGAUUCGGUUGUGGAAACAUAUCCCUGCACACCUCUGCAAACGGCGAUGAUUGGCCAAUGUCUCAGCUCCGAAGGAAAGGGGUAUGUACAUCACCACUCGGUCUUACUCGAUGCCUCAAUCGAUCUCCAAAAGCUGGUCAAGGCCUGGGAACCUGUGACCGAGCGGGUUGAUAUCCUUCGCACAUCCUUCCACAGACAAGACGGAAGCCGUGAGAUCCAUGCUGCGGUUCAUCAGUCCCCGAUUGUCAAUUGCGCGCAUGAAGAGGUCGAGUCGUUCCCUGCGGCGAUUGAGAAAAUCUCCAAGCAGACUGCCUACCCGACCAUCGGAGAAUUCGGAAGGCCCCCUUGGCAUAUUACCUUCCUGACCGAGGGGGUCAGUCGAUUGAUGGUUGUGACCAUGCAUCACUGUCUGUAUGAUGGUUUCUCCCUGCCCGUGCUUUUCGAUGCUGUUGAGAAACAAUAUCACGGCAUUGAAGUCAGUGUUCGUCCAUUCGCUCCAGUGGCACGCAACAUUGUCUCUACUCAGGGACCGUCUGCCAAUUUCUGGGUCAAUUCAGUGUCGGAGUACCGAUGCCCACAAGAGCCACUGCAGUCCUCACCUACACAAGAGAGCACAGUACACUGGGCAGAAACAACCAUUCAAACUCCCGUAGCUGCCCUACAGCGCCAGUGUGGCUUGCUCAAUGUUACUCUGCAGACAGUGGCACUCCUUGCCUAUGGCCGAUCGUUGGCAUUGCAUCUGGGGCAGCGAGAUGUGGUAUUUGGCCAUGUGGUAUCUGGGAGAGGAUUUGACCUUGACGAGACUGCAUCAGUCAUCGGUCCUUUGUUCAAUACAGUGCCUUUCCGGUUGAAGCUUGAUUCCCUUUCGCAGAGCGUGCGAUCAACCUUGCAAAACAUUCAAAACUUCUGCAUUGAUUCCCAGCCCCAUCACCAUGCACCACUGGCUCGCAUUCAGAAGGAAUGGCGUCUCGCAACAGAAGGAAGUGGAUCUUCGUUGUUCAAUUCGAUCUUCUCUUUCAACAAAUCGUACGCUUCGGACGGCGACUCGAUCUUCGAGCCGUAUCGCCGGGCUGAAAACCCGGAUGUUCCACACUAUCCUCUGAAUGUGGAGUUUGACCAGACACAAGACGCCCUUGUCAUUCGAGCAACCUGCCAUGAUCAACUGACCAAAGCAGAGCUGGAUGACUUAGUACUGGGUGUUGCUCGGGAUAUUGAAGCUAUCGUUUCAAGCGGCGAUGAACCGGUUCUCAGCUUCCCUACCGGCCUAAGCGAUCUUCCUUUAGUACCGGCGGCCCACCGCAAUCCAGCCGAGAAGACAGGAGAUGCUGUUGACCAAGACGUGACUACUCUCAGAAAGAUCUUCUCGGACAUCACCGGAAUCUCAAUCAAAGAUAUCCAUGGUUCCAGUGGAGUGUUUGCCCUCGGGGUUGAUUCCAUCCUAGCUCUGGAUAUGAGUGCCCGUUGCCGCGACGCUAAGUUGAAGGUCUCAGUGACUGAUAUUCUUCAAGGAGGCACAAUCCAGGGCAUUGCUGCGCUCGCUGCCAGCAAAGCUGCAGCAAGCGCGAACUCUCAAAAGAAGACAAAGCAGGAGACAUCGGUCGUCAAAUCGGAAUCCAAGACCCACGCACUGGAAUUACUUGGCCUUGCAGAGGAUGAAGUCGAAGACACUUUGCCUUGUCUCAGUGGUCAGCUAUUUUACCUAUCUUCAUGGAUGCAAUCCAAGCGCAAACUGUGGGAAUUCUCGUUUGUGCUGAGCAGUCGCACCAAGCUUGAUCUAGACCGACUGCAGACGGCAUGGACCCAGCUGCAAAACAGACAUACCAUUCUCCGCACAUCAUUUGCAGCAAUUUCUCCCGAGGAGAUCUUGCAGGUGGUCCGAAAAACCAAUGAUAUCAACCAAGUUGUCCAAGUCGACAGUGGGCAAUCGACCGAGGAUCUCACUAGCAUCGUCCAAGGUCUCCUCAACAAGGUUGCCGAUGAAUCCUCUAAUCUCUUCACACCUCCCGUCCGACUACACUUGGUUCAGCACUCUGAGUCCGAUGCUAUUUUGUUGACGCUCCAUCAUGCUCUGUACGAUGCUCGUUCGAUUCCGAUUCUUCUCAAUGAAUUGGAAGAAUUGUAUCACGGCAACACUCUGGAGCCGACAUGCAGCUUCUCGUCUUUCGUGCUUGACACUGUUCAAGAGUCGAAUUCUCCCUCCAGUCUGAAAUUCUGGGAAGACUCCCUGAAGCUCGGUCAGCAAACCCUUAUGGGAACGACCUCUGAGAAUAACGGUGAUCUCAAAGUUGAAUCCUUAGGGCGCACCUUCCACCAGGGACUGGAUGAAAUCCAAGCCCAAUGCCACAGCAUUGAUGUUUCCGUUCCAUCCCUGAUUCUACUCUCAGUGGGACGUACUCUAGCGCAAACCGCAGGCGUUGCGCAUCCCACAUUCGGUCUUUUCCAAUCCGGACGCUCAGGCGAAUAUCCCGAGAUCCAAAACAUGGCAGGCCCGACCGUCAAUCUCCUGCCAGUGGUGGUUCCCAACGCGUUGAAAUCCUCAACGGUUGCUGGGUUACUCACCAUGCAACAAGAUUUGGUUCAACGCGUCAGCCACGAGCAAACCGAUCUUGGAAAUAUCCGUCGGAAGAUGCGUGAGAUUGGGAACGAGCUGCAGUUCAACGUUAUUGUUAAUGUUGUUUGGGGUCCGCUUAAUGCCAGUGGAGUCAAGGAAAACACGUCCAUUUUUACCCCUUUCUCGGCGGGGUCUCUUACCCAGCCCGAAAUUGAACCCCCGACCGGCGCCACUUCUAUUGACAAGUUUGACUGGACCUCACUAGUUGGUGAGAAUACUGUCUAUUUGGAAGUCAGCCCCGAUGAGGAGAACAAUGGGAUCCGAUGGAAAAUGGACUACAAACCAGCUUCAAUCACGACUGAUCAGGCUCAAAUGUUCUUGGACACACUUGGGAAAGAGCUGGAUACAAUCAGCGAGGCGAUUUAA